Procambarus clarkii (red swamp crayfish) is the source of this 846-nucleotide messenger RNA. Lineage: Eukaryota; Metazoa; Arthropoda; Malacostraca; Decapoda; Cambaridae. The record is from RefSeq and is a predicted model, not a curated record.
AUGAACUACGGUGGGAAUGACACGCGUAGAGGAACAAGACGCAUCCUGUGCACGCAGCAACUGACGCCAGAGACGCAGCAACUGACGCUAGAGACGCAGCAACUGACGCUAGAGACGCAGCAACUGACGCUAGAGACGCAGCAACUGACGCUAGAGACGCAGCAACUGACGCUAGAGACGCAGCAACUGACGCUAGAGACGCAGCAACUGACGCUAGAGACGCAGCAGCUGACGCUAGAGACGCAGCAACUGACGCCAGAGACGCAGCAACUGACGCCAGAGACGCAGCAACUGACGCUAGAGACGCAGCAACUGACGCUAGAGACGCAGCAACUGACGCUAGAGACGCAGCAACUGACGCCACAGACGCAGCAACUGACGCUAGAGACGCAGCAGCUGACGCCAGAGACGCAGCAACUGACGCCAGAGACGCAGCAACUGACGCUAGAGACGCAGCAACUGACGCUAGAGACGCAGCAACUGACGCUAGAGACGCAGCAACUGACGCUAGAGACGCAGCAACUGACGCUAGAGACGCAGCAACUGACGCUAGAGACGCAGCAACUGACGCCAGAGACGCAGCAACUGACGCUAGAGACGCAGCAACUGACGCUAGAGACGCAGCAGCUGACGCCAGAGACGCAGCAACUGACGCCAGAGACGCAGCAACUGACGCUAGAGACGCAGCAACUGACGCUAGAGACGCAGCAACUGACGCUAGAGACGCAGCAACUGACGCUAGAGACGCAGCAACUGACGCCAGAGACGCAACAACUUUGUGUACCAAUGCCAUAUUCUGUAAAUUCCAUCUGCAGUCGCUACAAGCGAACAGAUAAAGACAGUUGA